Zophobas morio is the source of this 1155-nucleotide messenger RNA. Its product is annotated as zinc finger protein 785-like. Gene Ontology annotation, cellular component: nucleus. The coding region runs from base 140 to 874 and encodes 244 amino acids. Gene Ontology annotation, biological process: regulation of gene expression. The transcript is spliced from 3 exons. Lineage: Eukaryota; Metazoa; Arthropoda; Insecta; Coleoptera; Tenebrionidae. The record is from RefSeq and is a predicted model, not a curated record.
UGUACAUUUUAUAUUAUUCGAAAUAUAAAACCUACAAUAACUACGAAAGAAAACAUGUUCAACAUGGUGAAACGGUGCUACAAUGAAAAUGGUCUAAAGAAUAAAAAUAAUUAACACCAAAUAUGUGUUCUCAUUAAAAAUGAUUAUGUGUAAAAUGGAUUUUUCGGUUUUGUGGAACCAGUUAUUAUUGAAUCCUACAACGGUCUGCUUCCAACCAAAUUCCUUAAUUGAUGGAAUCCAGUUAAUUACUCCCUACGUCACAUCGGGCGAUACUAAUUCAUCAGUGAGCUCAGAAAGCAGUACACCCCUUCAAGAAAACGAGAACGAAGUAGACGACGAUAAUAAUUUGACAAACGAUGAGGUUAAUGAAAGUGAGGAUAAUCAAGAAAUUAAUUCCAGUAAAGAGGAUAAAGUUUCGCAGAAAAAAUCUAUUCAAAGAGUAAGAUAUUCAAAAGAAGAAUAUAGAUGCACACAAUGUCCAUACACGUGUACCACAGAAAAAGCCUUCCUACAUCAUCUACGAUGGUGCGAAUGCCAAAAUUCGACCUCAGACAACCAUCUACUUUCUUGUCCUAUAUGUGGUAAAGAUCGGCGCAACGAAGAAACACUUUCUGUUCAUAUGGCCAAACAUAAACAAGAUAAACAUUUUUGUUGUGAUAUUUGCAAAUUUAAGACCCUUCAACUGAAAAAGCUAAUACAACAUCGAAGAAUGCACACAGGCGAAAAACCGCAUUUGUGUCCUUUUUGCAGUUAUAGAUCAUCCAGAAGAGAUAAUCUACGAUCACAUGUUAGACGAGUCCACAAAAAAGAAGAUUUACCAUGUGAUACUUUUACACCUAGAAGUAUGGUGCUAUCUCCAAGAAAAUUAAAUUAAUAAAAAAUUUAAAAAUCUUAAACUAAUAAAACUAAGAAAAAUGACUUGCAAUAUAAAAAUUAUAAACCACCCAACUAAUAAUUGUGAAUAAAUAAUACCAAUCUAAAAAAUAAAAUACGUGUAUGUGUUGUAAAUUUUGACGUUAAUAAUGUAAUUGCCACACAAUUUGCAGUGUUGGUUUGUUUAAAUCCUAGAACGUGAAUAGAGUAUAUAAUAACGUCAUUUAACAUAUAUUGUUUAUUGUUUACUUUGUUAUCAAAUGAUAAUCAAAUAAAUAUGAU